This is a messenger RNA of Hansenula ciferrii, 723 nucleotides long. RefSeq lists its product as uncharacterized. The transcript has a single exon. The record is from RefSeq and is a predicted model, not a curated record. Bases 1 to 723 code for a protein of 240 amino acids. NCBI's taxonomy places the organism in Eukaryota, Fungi, Ascomycota, Saccharomycetes, Phaffomycetales, Wickerhamomycetaceae.
AUGGGUCGUAAAAGGAAAUCUGCUAGAGAGAAAAGACUGGAUAACUUUAGGUCAAAUAGAUCAAAUUAUUUGGAUUCUACUGAAAAUAAGAAGAAGAAGAUGGGACAUAAAGUUGAUGUUGAUGAUAAAGUCGCAAAUUCUUCUGAUAAGCAAAGUUUGAAUAAAUCUAAUGUUGAAAAUGAUCAUGAAAAGCAAAAUAAACAAAAAUCAGAUAAUAAAAAAGUUUUGAUAUAUCGAUUGAUAUCAGAUAAUAAGGAAAAAUUAAUGCAAAAUGUUAAAUCAGAAAUGGUUAAAUCUUCAUUGGAUAUUGAUAUUAGAAAUUUCUACAAAGGUCUUGAACAUGGAACUAUUGAGUAUUUCAAAAAAAACUUCUAUGAGUUCAUUGAAGAUUUUCUAAUGAUGUAUAUUGAUCCAGAAGUACGUCAUACUGAGGAUCUUGAAAUUGAUAUUAUACAUUUUGUUAAACUUGUUUUCUUUAUUAAAAAAAAUCCAUUCAUUAGACCAUAUAUUGAUAAUUUACAAUACAUUGAUACUACUGAUACUAAUUUAAUUGGUUGCUUUAAAAAUAUGAAACCAAAAUCAAAUUUUUCUUCAAAAUUUGAUGAUGAUAUAUUAAGAGAAAAAUUUAUUAAAUGUGAAAAUGAAUUACUUGAUAAGUUGAAAGAAAAACGUAAUGAAUUGAGUGAUUAUGAUUUUACAACUGAAAUAAAAGAAUUAUUAUGA